GCUCGCUGCUGGGCUGCCUCCCCGACCGACGACGCAGAAAAGCAGAGAAAGAAGCGCAGACGCAGCGGGUAGAAACUUUCCUUUAACGUUUUUAGAAUCUGUUUUUAACUUUCUCCCGCGGCGCUCCCGCUGUUUGGAGAGAUCCACGGCAGACCUUUACGCGCAGCCUGCUUGUUUGGAGACGUUUGCGCGUGAGGGUGUGUGCGUAACGCGGAUCUCACCUGACCGACGAAGGUAGAUUUCACUCCGCUUGUUGUAGGAUGUGAAUCUCCCUGAUUUUUCCUGUUUGCGGAGCGCAGAGGCGGAUAUCUGCGGGGGAAACAUGCGCAGCCCUGUGAGGAGCAGCACCGCAGGCGCAGCUGAGGACUGAGACUUCCCACGGAGGAAAAAUAAGUUUUCCACUCUUCAGGAUGGAUGGAGAACAUUCUGCUCUGUCAGGAGUUGAGAGGGAAAGAGAGAGGCUUCCACCCAUCUACACCAGCUCUCCUCCUGUUUUGGGACGAGGACCCAAGCAGCCGUUUCCGUCUCUGGGGACCUUCAUCUCCACGCUAAGCCAGAGGAGAGACGCAGGAGGGCGGGGCUUCGCCAUCGGCAUCGGGGGCCCGCUGACCGGCCCCCUGGGGAUCAGGCACACCGUGCGGGAACUGCCUCCCAUCUGCAGCGACGUCCGGCAGAAGCAGCGGCUCUCCAUCGACACGCUGCCUCAGGAAGUCAAGGCUCCGUUCCCCUGCGACCCCGUCAUCCCCCUCCGGACCAAGACCACCAAGGAGUUCCAGGAGGACGUGGAGCGAGCCGCCCAAUCAGGUGACUGGAGGGAAGUCAGAGAGUUUUACCUGACGACCUUCGACUCUUUCGUAGAAAUCAACGCCGCCUUCAAGCGAGAGGCGAACGGAUUGUUCAACACUAUCGAGGACUCAGGGGUCAACGGCAAGUUCGUCAGCGCGGUUUACGACUCGCUGCUCAGCACACCUCAGGACAUCCAGAAGUCGGUCUUGAAAGGAAUCAUCAACAGCCUGCUGAGAGAGUGGAAAGGGCCUCGGACAAAAGACGACCUGCGGGCGUAUUUCAUUCUGAUCCAGAACCCCCAGUAUUCCAGCACCAGCACCUACGUGAUCUUCGCUCACCUGCUGCGGCAGAUCGCAGCGUUGUCCGAGGCCGACCACCACUUCCUGGUUCACUGGCUCAAGAGGCUGUCCGCCAGGCGCUUCCGGCAGCUGGUGGAGCGCCUCCUGCAGUUCAUCUCCACGCGGCUGUUUCCUGCAGAACCAGACGAGCUUCCUCCUUCAGCCAAGUGUUCCUGGUGGAUUCCCUCGGCCACCAAAGUGCUCAGCCUGUUCAAUGCAGCCAACAGCGUCUCCUCUCCUCCCAUCAUGCCCUUCACCGACUUCUACAACAUCACUCUGGAGCACAUAGACUUCAUGGAGGACUACAGGACCUGGCAGAACUACGGCAACUCAAACAGGUUUUCUUUUUGUCAGUUCCCCUUCAUCCUGUCGACUGUGGUGAAGAAAGCCAUCAUCCAGAAGGACUCGGAGCAGCAGAUGAUCAGCCAGGCCAGGCUAAGCCUGGUGAGCAAAGUGUCCCGCAGGCAGAGGGUGGACAUGAACCUGCUGUUCCUCAACAUUAAAGUUCGACGAGCACAACUCCUGAGCGACUCGCUGGAUGAGUUGAUGAGGAAACGGUGCGACCUGAAGAAGAAGCUGCGGGUGACGUUUGUCGGGGAGGCGGGGCUUGACAUGGGCGGUCUGACGAAGGAGUGGUUCCUGCUGCUGGUUCGCCAGAUCUUCCACACCGACUACGGGAUGUUUACCUUCAUGAAGGACUCGCGCUGCCACUGGUUCAGCAGCUGGAAGAGCGACAACUACUCUGAGUUCCAGAUGGUCGGGACUCUGAUGGGCUUAGCGGUUUACAACAGCAUUGCUCUGGACAUCCACUUCCCUCUCUACUGCUACAGGAAGCUGCUCACUCCGCCCACUGUACCAUCUGAUCCUAAUGCUUUUGUUGGCACGGCAACGGCCACCUUGGACGACCUGCAGCAGGUCAUGCCUGACCUGGCUCACGGGUUGGCGGAGCUGCUGAGCUACGAGGGAAACGUGGAGGAGGAUUUCUACCUCACCUUCCAGGUGUUCCAAGAGGAGAUGGGCGUUGUCAAAUCCUACAACCUGAAACCCGGAGGAGACAAAAUCCCCGUCACCAAGCAGAACAGGAAGGAGUACGUCCAGCUCUACAUCGACUUCCUGCUGAAUAAAUCCAUUUACAAACAGUUUGCUGCCUUCUACCACGGCUUCCACAGCGUGUGUGCCUCCGACGCCCUCAUGCUGCUGCGGCCGGAGGAGGUGGAGAUGCUGGUGUGCGGCAGUCCGGAGCUGGACAUGAGCGCGCUGCAGAAAGCUGCUCAGUAUGAAGGCUACAGCAAGAUGGACGCCACUGUGAGGUUCUUCUGGGACGUGGUUCUGGCGUUCCCUCUGGAGCUGCAGAAGAAGCUUCUGCACUUCGCCACCGGCAGCGACCGCGUUCCCGUCGCAGGAAUGGCCGACCUCAACUUCAAGAUCUGUAAGAUCGACGUUCCGGCAGACUGGCUGCCCAUCUCUCACACCUGCUUCAACCAGAUCUGUUUGCCUCCGUAUCGAACGCGGAAGGAGCUCAAACACAAACUCACCAUCGCCAUCUCCAACGCCGAAGGCUUCGGCCUGGAGUGAAGGGCCUGCGGACAGGAACACCAACAGAGACUGUCACACUGCGGGGAUCUCUGUGGAUCUCUGUGGAUCAGAAACUGAGCAGGUCCCAUUGUCUCCUGAUAGGCAGAUCAGACCGGAGCUUUAACCCAACAGCUGAACAACGGUUCAACAAAUCACUUCAUUUCCACAUCAACUCUGUUGGUUCUGCUUUAACAACCUGAUAAACACAAACCAAAUUGAUCUGCAACACUGUGCAAAAGCUUUACGCAGUUUAUAUGUUUAUUUCCUGAUUGCAGAGCUGAAGCAGAUUCUUCAGGCUGGGAAACUCUCUGCCUACCAAGUGCCUUAAAGAGAACAAACCUGAUGCCGUUUACUGUCCGUUCCUGUUGUAGAUCGAUGGUAAAACCUAUUACAGUUUUAAAGUUUUGUUUUAUUGAUAAACCUUUUGCACAGUAUUGUUGAUGUUAUCUGGGAUAAAAGUCUGACUAGUCUCUGAUCAGUGAAAAUAAGGUUAAAAAUUCCUGUUUUAAUGUAACAAAGUCCAAUCAUCAGUGGGUGAAAACGGUGGAGCCUCCAACGUCAGGCAGGAUCGAUUUUGCAGAAAGCAAACAGAAAUGCCUGAAGACUAAACUCAAUGACAUCCUCCUGUAAUGCUGCCAGUCUGGAUUUAAACAUGGCCUCCAACAAUUUUGAUUCCAAAUCUAUUGAUUUACAAACCGUGAUCAGUUUUUCUGAACAGAAAUAAAGACAGUUGAGAACCUUUUUGACAUAAAGUAUAAAUGCCUCCAGCUCCAGAUGAUGAAGAUCUGGUGUAAAGUUAAACUAAAUCAUCUUAAACUUGAGUUCUGCACACCUGACCCCAUAUAUUUAAAUAUGGCUGCCAUCCAGGAAGGCUAAUUAUUAUUUAUAUUAGAGUCACAGUGUUUUCCAGUUGGUGUUUCAUGCAACAUGUUUUUGCUUUUUGCAAAAAGUUCCCAUUUCUGCUGCAGAGGCUCCAUUUUAUUGUUUCUCAGGUAUUGAUUUGAAUAUUUUUUUCUGGUCCUGUUUAUUCGCACACUGUUGGUUAUAAACGGAUUAAUCAGGAGAAUGGAGGUGUGGAGGUUUAACUGAAGGUAAAGGUCAUGUAAGUAAGCUAGCUUGUUGGACAUAACUGUGUUAACGUUUCCUGUCAUGCUGCAGUCCUGACGUCUGACACUUUAUGAUUUCCAGAAAUGUUUUUUUAUUUGCUUUGUUUGCAGCACACUGUUACGACUGAACGCUUUACUCUGAAGAAUGCUUUUGUAUAUUACGAGACGUAGCUUGUGGCUUGUUCCCUUUGACAUUGCGGCCAGUUUGAUU
This is a messenger RNA of Gambusia affinis (western mosquitofish), 4016 nucleotides long. It is a transcript of the gene hectd2, whose product is annotated as HECT domain containing 2. Gene Ontology annotation, molecular function: ubiquitin protein ligase activity. Lineage: Eukaryota; Metazoa; Chordata; Actinopteri; Cyprinodontiformes; Poeciliidae. The record is from RefSeq and is a predicted model, not a curated record. The transcript has 22 exons. Gene Ontology annotation, biological process: protein polyubiquitination. The coding region runs from base 411 to 2699 and encodes 762 amino acids.